CCGAGCGUGAACUUGUGCACAAGAAUUUGACAGUUGACGAACAAAUUGUAAAUAAAGUGGUUUAAAUCGGCCACACUAGGGUUACUUCGAUACAAACAAACCCAAGGUUGGUAUUACUGUCGACGGAAGCGGCGCGAGAUUCAAACCAAAAUGGACCCGAAAGACAAUCACGAAAGUAUCGAGCAACUAACACGAAUGAAAAUCGCCUGCUCACGCAUUUUCCAAAACCAGAAAGACGUGGAGAGUGUGAAAGAGCUGCAAAAUUUGAUCAGAAGUGCGCGACCUACGAUUGUGAAAACUUUGGAACCGCUUAUUUUUUCAGUUUUCUUUCCAGUGUUAAAAAGUAUCUCUGAACCCAAUUCAAGCUUUAAAGAAAAAGACAAACAGCAAGUAGUUGACACUUUCAAAGUGUUUUUUGAAAAAAUCAGCAUUGAAAAGCUUCCAUUAUUUUUUAACAUUUAUGGCUUCCUUUUGUUUGAAAUUUACGACCACUUAAACCACUCUGUGUUAAAAAUUAGUGAAGAAUACAAAUUGAGUAUUGUGGAAUGUAUGACAGCGCUUGCAAAAUGUUUAAAGUCGUCUUUAAUCGCAGAAUUGUAUGUUAAAGAAAAUGCACCCAAGUUGUGUCAGAUGAUUUACGUUGUGCUAGAAGUGGCUAAAAAUGAACAAUUUAGAGCUUUAAGAAUCGCUGCCAUAAACUGCAUUAUGGCAAUCGCGCACGUUCUCGACGACCACGACUUCAGCGACUUAGUAAUGCGGGACCAAAUUGCCGAAGUCUUUCUGUUUUUCCUUCCAGGAGUGGCAAGCCAGUUAAAAUCGAUUGCACUAAUUGACGAAAAGUACGGACACAAAGUUCCAAGCGUGGCUCUUAAAGCAUGGGGCCGCAUCGUCACUCUAUUAAUGCAAGAUUACAACGCCUGUGACCGCAAAAUCCACCUAAAUCAACCAACGACGAACCCCAAACUUGUCAAAACCCGCUGGAAGGACGAAAACGAGUUGAAACAAUACAUAAAAAACACGCAGAGGUCGCCUGAAUGGUACAAAGAAACCGAUAAAAAGUUGCAGCAGAUUAUUGUCGAGUUUGCUAAACUCACGCACCAUUCGCACCCCAAUGUGCGCAUGGAGCUUGUAAAUAUGGCGUCGUUGCUUCUCGAGAAUUGCGUACACACUAUGCCCACGUCAAUCAGUCAUGUUAUCGAUAUAAUCAUUAUUUUAUCAGAAGACUGUGAUUCUUUCGUCUCUCAAAAAAGUAAAUCCGUUUUGGAUGACUUGUCGCAAAAGCUUGUAACGAACGAGUAUAAAGCGCUACUGGAUAAUUUAGAAGAGAGUUUUUACGGGGUGGUGACGAGUAUGCCGCGGAAAUUUAACGGGAUUGAUGAAAGGGUUCAAAUUGUGGCUUUAAAUUCCUUGAUUGGUUAUGUCGAUCUUUUUGGGAAACAUUGUUUAACACGAAUUUUACACUCCACGGUUCAUUUGAACCGGCUCGUUUUGACUUUGAUUCAUGUGUGUGAGUUUAACAGGAGCGAUGUGAGCACUCUGGAGGAAUAUACGACGACAGAUUAUGACCUCAACCAAGAUUUGCACACGUCUUGGAAGAAAUUCCGCCAUUUUAAGGAUGUCGUAGUUCUUAAAAAAAUUGAAACGGUUUGUCGUUUGUUAGCUAAAUACGGAGCGACUCCAAUAGUGACUGAUUUUCUGUUAGAUAUAAUAAUUUCAGAGCCUGAGCAACGAAAAGAGGCAAUUUUUCUGUUAAAUGAAGUGGUAGCAGGUAUUGAACUGAACGAUGAUCAUAAUUUCAACAUUGUUAAAAACGUGGUAUCAACCUACGUUGAUAGUACCCACUGGUACCUGCCUCUUUCAGUCAUGAUAGACGAAUAUGGAUAUGAACACACCCUAGGUGACGUUCAAACUAACAUUAUCCAAGUUUGCCUUCUGGUUGAAGGAAUUGGAAAAGUAGCUUCCAUUCUAAACACCAAUUUUAAGCAGUUUUUGUUAAAGACGUUGUAUUUGGUUUUGGAACGAGCGGGCAGCGCCCACCCACUUGUACGAUCCGCGGGACUGUUAGCCCUUUCCGACAUUAGUAAAGCGUGUGGUUGUCACACCAUAACAGAACUUAUUAAUAACAACAUAGACUAUUUUUCCUUUCACAUUGAAAGAAAACUUAACCGUGGGAAAGAAAAUGCAGGAGGGUUAGACGUUCUAGCGGUUGUCAUCCAAUACAGUACCAAAGAAGUACUAAAUUCCACUUGCGACGUUGUUAAAGAGCUACUUUUGCGCACGUACGACAACAGAAGUAACCUCAAUUCGUAUCUACACGUUUUUAAAAUGUUCGUGUGUGGUCUUCACAAGUGGCUACGUAUUGAAACGGUUGACGCACCUUUCAAAACGAAAAAACAAAAACAGGAAGAGUUUGAAGACUUUCGAGUUUCAAAUAUUGAACCCAUUGAGGAUUUUUCGGACGGUGUUAUGGGUAAGAGCGCCGAGGAAAUGUACAAAGAAGAUAUGGAGAAGAGUAGAAGUCAAAUUGAACAAGAGUGUAACGAACCGGUAGAAGAAUACAAGAAACCGGAGCCUCCCACGCAUAUUAAAUUAACUGUAGCCAUCUUGAGUCGCACUCUGCAUUACCUACCAUCGAAAAACCAAACUCGGAAGUUGCUAGUUUUGGAAAUUUUGAAAAACGGUCUCCCUGUGUUGAAAGAAUGGGAAGAUGAGCUUUUACCGAUUGUUCACCAAAUAUGGUCGCCUUUAGUGGACAGGUUUAAGGAAGGUGAAGACGCUGUGAUAGUUAACUACAGUUUUCGGUUGCUUGUGGUUUUGGCAAAACUUUCCAAGGAAUUUAUUAGAUCACGAACCGCCAAGGAAGUUUUGCCUAAUGUUUUAACUAUUCUUGAUAAACUGGCCAAAGAAAGUUACUUAAAAGACAAAGGAUCUGCGUACAGGUAUAGCCAAAAUUAUAAGCUGCAGUGCACAAUUUUGGAAAAUUUGGCCCCAAUUGUCACCGAUUUGGAUAUGUUGCAGCAGGAUUUUGAUAAGACGAUGGAGACGGUGUUUAAGUAUGUCAGUGAUAAACAGCCCAUUCCGUUGCAGAAAUCCGCUCUAGUGUGUUUUGAGACGUUGGUGAAAUACGACCCAAAAUCGGCGGCGGAAAAAAUAAACUCUUUGGUAGAAGAUGCCCCUACAGAGUUUGAAAAAAACGUGGCGGUGAUGAAAAGUAAUCAACUUAAAUCCCCCACUUUUCUUCUACAAUCCCUUUAAAUACGGCUAAAGUUGAACAUCAAUGUUACUAUUAUCAACGGCAACUUGGCAACGGAGUGGGAACAGCAA
This is a messenger RNA of Zophobas morio, 3324 nucleotides long. Its product is annotated as TELO2-interacting protein 1 homolog. The record is from RefSeq and is a predicted model, not a curated record. Gene Ontology annotation, cellular component: cytoplasm. Gene Ontology annotation, biological process: chromatin remodeling. NCBI's taxonomy places the organism in Eukaryota, Metazoa, Arthropoda, Insecta, Coleoptera, Tenebrionidae. Bases 151 to 3255 code for a protein of 1034 amino acids. The transcript is spliced from 13 exons.